Aplysia californica (California sea hare) is the source of this 3170-nucleotide messenger RNA. Its product is annotated as centrosomal protein of 135 kDa. The record is from RefSeq and is a predicted model, not a curated record. Lineage: Eukaryota; Metazoa; Mollusca; Gastropoda; Aplysiida; Aplysiidae.
UUUCAACGACUACUACUCUGCAACAGAUCAAGGUUGCUCAAUAGUUUGUGAAUUUGAUUUCUAUUGCAGGCUGAAAUGAACCUGAAAUCUUGUACAUAUAUCUGUAUUUUCACUUUCUCCUUUCAUAUAUGUUUCAGUAGGGAUCUGUGGUGUUGUAGAACAUCAUGGCUGCCUCCUCAACGGCGUCUGCUCAGGCACAGCAGAAGUUCAGCAAUAUACGACGGAGGCUGGAUCAGUUGGGCUACAAGCAGACCUUAGGAAUUGAAUCUCUGCCUCUUGUGGAAAAGCUGUUUGCAGACUUAGUUCAUACAACAGAAAGUUUGAAAAAUGCAAAGUUGGAGCUGUCUAAAAAGACUGAGGCAGACACGGACGUGGAGUCAGCCGUGGAGCCCUACAAGAGUGACAAUGCCAAGUUGAUAAGAGAGAACAAUGAGAUGCACAUGACGGUCGUCAAACAGAAAGAGGACAGUGACACAGCCAUAAGAGAACUGAAGGCGUCAUUGAGAGACCUGGAGCACAAAAAUGCAGAUCUGAAGUUCCUCAACAACCAGUAUGUACACAAGGUCAAGCAGCUGGAGCGUGAGUCCAAGGACAAGUCGGACACAAUACUCAAACUACAGGAGAAAAAUUUCCACGCUGUGGUGCAGACGCCCGGGGGAAGGAAGAAGAAGAUUCCGUUUAGACGACAACGAAUGGAAAUUGACCAAGCUGUCCCUGAGAACGGAGGUUUUGGGUUCAACAUCCCCCCGCCAGAUGACCCUUAUGUUGCUGACCUACUUCAGGUGGCAGAUGCUCGAAUAGCAGAGCUAGAGGCAGCUGUCCAGUCAGCAGCUGACCAGAAGGACGUCACAGACAGAAAACUACAGGGCUUCAGAGAGCAGGACGAGCUGGAGAAAUCUCGUCAUGAGCUGGAGGACAUGGACCUGACCCUCGCACAGUUCAAGGCCGAACAAAGUCGUCUGAUCAAGGAGCUGGGAGACUCGAGGGCACGCCUGUCGACACGGGAGGCAGACAACAUCCGGCUGGAGGGACUGGUGGACCGGGUCAGUGAGGAGAAAAAACGCCUGGUGCAGAGGGUCAACAAACUGACCGCUAAUGAGUGUGGUAGAGGAGAUGGAGUUGGCCAAACUGACACGUGAAAGGGAUGAGCUCAAGUCUCUUCUUGACAAGUUCGAGAGGCACAUGGCCGAGAUUCAGGCCAAUGUGAAGGUGCUCACCUGUGAGAGGGACAAGCUGAAUACCAUGUACGAGGAAACCAAAGACGAGCUUAUGAAAGUCCGUCGUGAGUUGAUCUCCUCGCCCAAACAAUCGAAGACAUCGCUUGCAGCUCAGGCCAUCCUGAGACGUAUCGAGAAUGAGCGAGACGAUGCGGUAGCUGACCUCAGACGUAUGACUACUGAGAGGGACAGUCUGAGGGAGAGGUUAAAGAUUGCCACUGAGACGUCACUGUCAGACCGUGCCAAACUGGAGCAGCAGGUGGAGGAUCUGGAGACCACUCUACACACGGCUUCUGGUGGAGGAGACGGAGAAGACGUUAGAGGACGCCACACGUCGUCUGACGCGUCGGGAGGAAGAGCUGCACAGCCAGGGCGAGAGGGUCAACUCACUGGAGGAGAGAGUCCUUGAUCUUCAGAGGGUCUCUCAGGUUCAAAAGGAAGAGAUUGACGUCCUGAGGACCAAUCUGUCAGCAAUGGAUAGAGAGAAGGAUGUACUCCAGUCAGCGGUGGAUGAGAAGACAGAGAAAAAUGCGCAGCUCAACAGUCACCUACAUGAUAGGGAAAGGUACAUCGGUGACCUCAAAUUGAGAAUAGGAGAAAUUGAGGCUCAACUAGAACACGCCAAUGAGAACCUGAACCUGAAGGAUCGGGAGCUGAAGAGCAUGCGUCGGCAGCUGGAGUCUGUCUCUGAGGAUCUGACGGAGACGUCCCGCACCAAGGACGUCACAGGACGGGAGAACCGGAGACUGCAGGACGACCUGGCGGUCAUGACCAAAGAGAACCAGAAAGUGAACCAGGAGCUGGAGGAUGUGAUGGAUGAGAAGGAGUCUCUGAAGACACAGGUGCAGCAGUACAUCCUGGAGGUGCGCAGGAUCGAGGACGCUCUCAGUGCCAAGGAACAAGAGAGGACAGAUCUGCUGGAUCAGUACCGCAAGUUGUCCGUGGAGGCAGAGCAGUACCAGACUGCCAGCCAUCAGCUGGAGAGUGAGGGUUCGAAUCUUCGUCUGGAGCUCAUGACCAAAGAUUCUGAGAUCCGGCGGUUGCGAGACAAAGUUGACACCUUGGAACGAGAGAUUCAGGAGCAUCUGCAAUCUCACCAAGCUUACGAGAUCCAGGUCUCGAACCUGACGCGCUCUGUGGCCAACCUGGAGGAGAACCUUCGUGUGACAGAGGACGACAAACAAGCGCUGCUGUCCGAUGUGUCGGCCGCCCGGGAACUGUGCUCUCGCCUGGAGACCACGAAGGAGAGCAUCAACAGGCAGCUGGCUGCGUCAGAGCUGGAUAAGGAGCAGUUCCAGAACCUAAUCACUGACCUGCGCCAGGAGUCGGAGCUGCUGCGCUCGCAGAUUGACCAAGAGCGUGACUCGGUAAAGAACCUAGAGGGUGUGCUACAGGACAACAGAGAGAAGGAGUUCCAAACCCAGCUGUCCACACAAGAGAAGAACACAGAGAUACAGAUGCUCAAGGACAGGCACUCGCUCAACGAGAGCAAAUUGCAAAGUCAGAGCCGUGAAGUUGCAUCUCUGCGUACGAGAAACGUGGAACUGGAGGGUGAUAUUGAACGCAUUAGACGACAGCUCACCAGUGAGAGGUUUGAGAGAGAGCGUGUGGUACAAGAGCUUCGUCGCAAUGGUAUCCAGCCACCUGUCAUGAUCAGCGACUACGCUGGCAGUCGAGGCCUCAGCCCUGUCAGGUCGAGGUCACGGAGUCCUGGCAGAUCAUUCAGCCCCAGUGCACGGCCGCGCUCUCGCUCUCGAAGCCGAUCACCGGGUGUUCGGUUCCACAGCAGUGUGACGGACACCUCGGUUCACAACAGCAGCCGCCGGAGCUACCUGGGUGAUGAGGACUACUCUGUGACCACGCCAAAGUCCAGCUCCUACACUCAGGACAUCCUCUAGCCUACUCCACCUCUGUGAUGAUGACUGACAACCAUAGUGACCUGACACCCCCCCC